Molecule: messenger RNA, 915 nt
Organism: Paramecium tetraurelia
Lineage: Eukaryota; Ciliophora; Oligohymenophorea; Peniculida; Parameciidae
Exons: 4
Molecular function (GO): protein binding
Source: RefSeq, a predicted model, not a curated record
AUGUUACCAACACCAAGGGAAAACAGUUAGCAAAUUUACAGAGGAGGCGAACAAUUCAUAAAAGGAAAUGAUUUAUAAGUUAGGAAAGCACAAAAGACAAAGGAUUACAAUUUGGAAGCCAUGUAUAAAUGUUAUUAAUUUACAUCAAAGAUAACCCAUAUAUCAAAAUUCAUAAGAGAGCUUAUCAAAUUUUCCAAAAAUUCAAUUGGCUUUGAUUAGUAACUCAAUUAUAUGGAAGAGUAAUAAUGGAAAUCUUCUCACUAUCACACAAAUACUGCACCAGUCCAUUUGUAUUAAAAUAUUAGCGAGAAUGAUGCUGCCUUUUUGAUAAAGGAUUAGGAUACAGGGAAUGUUUAUGAUAUUAGAAAUGCAGAGAAAAUCCCUGUAAACAGAGAGUAUAUGACAAAAUUGAAGAAGAGACACAAAUCAGCAUGGUAAGGCUGGUGGCAAUAGAAAAAAGAGAACAAUUAAAGUUUAUUAAAUUAUGUUAAAUCAAAUAAUAUAAAAGAAGUAGAGAAACUUUUAGAAAUUGCCUCCAAGGAUUUGAAGCCUGAAAUAAACAUAAGAGAUGAAAAUGGAUUGAUCCCAUUACAUUACAGUUGCAUGAAUCAGAAUUACGAAUUGGCAUUAUUACUUUUAAAAAAUGAAGCUGAUUGUGACUUAACAAACUCCUAAGGAUAAACGGCAUUAAGUGUUUGCGCUUAAAAAGGAUGUGAAUAUAUCCUCUCAUUAUUAUUGACAAUAGGUGCUGAUAUUAACCAUAUAGAUAAUCUUUAAAAUACGCCGUUACAUUAUGCUUGCUAUUUUUGUAAAUUACUCAUUAAACUUAGAACACAAGAGAGUUACCGAGAUUUUAUUGGCUAGACCUUCAAUAAUGAUAAAUAUUAGAAAUCUGGAUGGCAAAACGCCUUAUGA